CUUUAUUAUCCUUCCUGUAUAUUUUUUCCUUCAUAAUAUAUUACUAUCCUUCUCGUUUAUUAAUACAAACUUGAAUUCUUCUUCUUCUUAACUUUGUCUGUCAAUUCACAUAUAUAUAGUACCACCAUCACAUAAGUAUCUCAUAACACAUCAUGGUGAACGAAGAAAUGGAGUCAUCACUUAAAGUCAUCGACGUGGCACGAGUCACACCAUCAAACUCCGACUCGUCCGAGUCACUCACUCUCCCACUCACCUUCUUCGACCUCCUCUGGUACAAACUUCACGCCGUCGAACGAGUCAUCUUCUACAAACUCACCGACGCAAGUCGUCCUUUCUUUGACUCAGUCAUCGUCCCAAACCUCAAAACAUCUCUCUCCUCAUCCCUCUCUCACUACCUCCCACUCGCCGGAAAACUCGUGUGGGAACCACUUGAUCCCAAACCGAAAAUCGUCUACACCCCAAACGACGCCGUUUCAUUCACCGUCGCCGAGUCAAACGCAGACUUCUCACGUUUAACCGGCAAAGAACCGUUCCCCACCACCGAGUUAUACCCGUUAGUCCCCGAGUUACAUGUCUCCGACGACUCAGCUUCCGCCGUGUCGUUUCAAGUCACGUUAUUUCCAAACCAAGGGUUUUGCAUCAGCGUUAAUGCACAUCAUGCCGUUUUAGAUGGAAAAACGACAACCAACUUUCUCAAAUCUUGGGCACGCACAUGUAAAAACCAAGAUUCUUUUCUACCGCAGGAUCUAAUCCCAGUUUACGAUCGUACGGUCAUAAAAGAUCCAAUGGAUUUAGAUACAAAGAUCUUAAACGCUUGGCACAGAGUAGCCAAAGUGUUCACCGGUGGUAAAGAACCAGAAAACCCCAAGAGUUUAAAGCUUUUAUGGUCGCCGGAGAUUGGUCCUGACGUUUUCCGAUACACUCUCAAUCUCACUAGAGAAGAUAUCCAAAAGCUUCGAGAGAGACUCAAGAAAGAGUCUUCUUCUUCCUCUGUUUCCUCAUCACCCAAAGAGCUUCGUUUAUCAACGUUUGUGAUUGUUUACUCUUAUGCUUUAACGUGUUUAAUCAAAGCUCGAGGCGGUGAUCCGAGUAGACCAGUCGGGUACGGAUUCGCUGUGGAUUGUCGAAGCCUUAUGGUUCCACCGGUUCCAUCGAGUUAUUUUGGUAAUUGUGUAUCUGCUUGUUUUAAAAUGUCGUUAACGGCAGAGACUUUUAUGAGUGAAGAAGGGUUUUUAGCUGCUGCGAGAAUGGUUAGUGAUUCUGUUGAGGCAUUGGAUGAGAAUGUUGCAUUGAAGAUUCCAGAGAUUUUGGAAGGGUUUACGACUCUUUCACCAGGAACACAGGUUUUGUCUGUUGCCGGGUCGACCCGGUUCGGAGUUUACGGGUUGGAUUUUGGGUGGGGUAGACCGGAGAAAGUGGUGGUUGUGUCAAUUGACCAAGGUGAAGCGAUUUCUUUUGCGGAGAGUAGAGAUGGGAGUGGUGGUGUAGAGCUUGGCUUCUCCCUCAAGAAACAUGAAAUGGAUGUUCUUGUUGAUUUGCUUCACAAGGGACUAGAAAAUUAAAUCAUUUUUUUCUUUCUUCAGAAGAGUAAAAUAAUAUAAGAAAUAAAAUUUAUUGUGGAAAAUUGUAGCUUUCUAUUGUCAAAUAAAUCUAGUUUAGAGUUCCAGCUUCACCAGGAAACUCAAUCUUUGAACCACAUAUAACCUCACUAUGCGUUAAAUUGGAUCUUAAGUUAAACUUAUAUUUCUCAAGAAUACGAUAUGUAGUAUUGCUUUUAGAAGUGUCAAUUGGGCUGUCCAAAGCCCAUUGGUCAUGUCCACUUGGAUCAUUUUUUUCAUGGGUUUUAUUGGUUGGUCUUUAAUGGACAAUGGUUUGAAAAUUUGUCCAAGACCAUUAAAGACCAUUGUCCAAUGGUCAGCCCAUGGUCAGCCCAUGGCCAGCCCAUACAAUGAUGUUUAUAUACAAUGAUGUUUAUAUACAAUGCAUUUUCACACAAUCUCGUUAAAAGCUCUAUUUAUAAAACCAUAACAUCAACAU
Messenger RNA from Arabidopsis thaliana (thale cress), 2037 nucleotides. RefSeq names its product HXXXD-type acyl-transferase family protein (gene PMAT1). Gene Ontology annotation, molecular function: flavonol-3-O-beta-glucoside O-malonyltransferase activity; O-malonyltransferase activity. The record is from RefSeq and is marked reviewed. The transcript has a single exon. NCBI's taxonomy places the organism in Eukaryota, Viridiplantae, Streptophyta, Magnoliopsida, Brassicales, Brassicaceae. The coding region runs from base 153 to 1562 and encodes 469 amino acids.